Etheostoma cragini (Arkansas darter) is the source of this 2072-nucleotide messenger RNA. It is a transcript of the gene kctd12b, whose product is annotated as potassium channel tetramerisation domain containing 12b. Gene Ontology annotation, biological process: regulation of G protein-coupled receptor signaling pathway; protein homooligomerization. Gene Ontology annotation, molecular function: protein binding. The record is from RefSeq and is a predicted model, not a curated record. NCBI's taxonomy places the organism in Eukaryota, Metazoa, Chordata, Actinopteri, Perciformes, Percidae. The transcript has 2 exons. Bases 160 to 1545 code for a protein of 461 amino acids.
CGCGCGGACUUGCAAUCUUUGACUGACAACAGUCCUCACCAACCACUGCGAAAGGUUUCACUCAACAUCCGUUUUCAACUCCUCACAUUUGAACUUCCACUACAACCGAGACUAUUUUUGAAACUGCACCCUAUUGCACCUGUGAGGUAGGAGUAAGCCAUGGCUUUGCCAGAUAGUGGCAUGUCUGGGGAGGAGGCACCCUUCCCAGAGAUUGUAGAACUCAAUGUGGGCGGCCAGGUGUACAUAACCCGAUAUUCUACCCUCACAAGUGUGCCGGACUCCUUGCUAUGGGAGAUGUUCAGUCGAAAGUCAGCCAAAGGACUGGCCAGGGACACCAAGGGUCGCUUCUUUGUGGACCGUGAUGGUUUCCUGUUCCGUUACAUCCUGGACUACAUGCGAGACCAGCAGCUGGUUCUACCAGACCACUUCCCUGAGCGCGGGCGUCUGCAGAGAGAGGCUGAGUUCUUCAACCUGCCAGAGCUAGUCAAACUGCUGGUGCCCAAGAUCAGCAAGCAGAACUCGCUUGGCGACGAGGGAUGUCAGAGCGACCCGGAGGACUCCUCACCUGGGAUUGACAUUGCCCCUAACCUCAGCUCCCUGGGUGCUGCCGCUGCUGCCUGUGCCAGCCUGGUGCCCGGUACCACGGAUGGCAAACGCUCUGGGUUCAUCACCAUUGGCUACCGAGGCUCAUACACCCUGGGCCGUGACAGCCACACCGAUGCCAAAUUCCGGCGGGUGGCACGGAUCAUGGUGUGUGGGAAGACCUCUCUGGCCAAAGAGGUGUUUGGAGAGACGCUGAACGAGAGCCGUGACCCCGACCGCCCCCCUGAGCGCUACACAUCCCGCUACUAUCUGAAGUUCACCUUUCUGGAGCAGGCUUUUGACAAGCUGGCUGAUGCAGGCUUCCACAUGGUGGCCUGUAAUUCCACAGGAACCUGCGCCUUUGCCCAUGAGCAGACGGACGACAAGAUAUGGACCAGCUACACUGAAUAUGUGUUCUACCGUGGUUCAUCAGUGAUUUCCAAGGCAACGACCUCUGAGUCCCCAGCACUCAGUGAAGUAGUGACCUCUUACCCAGAGUCCAGCAGCACUGGCCCAGAAGCUAGCAGCAUCAAAACACUGGGCACACAAAAACCGUUGCCCCUGGACUGUCUUUCUCCUCUUACACCUCCACUUCCUCCUCCACCUAACCUUACUACAAAAAGCCCCAACCUCCCAAAUCUGUCACCUCCAGUCCUGCCGCCACCUCUGCCAUCAUCCAAGCCUUUUUCUACCUCCAGUCCUUCUCCUCCCCCCUCAACACCGCCUCAUGCUAACAGCCCCCAGCGUCCGACCGAUCUCAACCUGAAGACGCUGCCACGGCCCACCAUUAGGGAGAACGGUAGACCCCCGCUGGGGUUGGACGAGGAAGAGGAGGAAAAGAAGAUGCUGGAGGAGGAUCUGAAGAAAUGCAUUGACGACUUUAAAAAGAUCCGCUUGCCCAGAGAGUUCCCAGAUCGCAAGAGGCACUGGCAAAGUGAUUUGCUUAAGAAGUACAAUGCAUAGAGCUUUUUGAUGCAGCGCCAUGGUGAAAAAACUUCACAAGGAUUUCAUGAGAAUGUACUAAACAAUGGACUCCUGGUUCAUAUUUCGUUGCUUUGAGUCAGCUGGUUUACUUAAACCUCUUAUGUAGUAGCUUUUGCAUGUCAAUGGAACUAAAUUAUUUGAUAAAGUGUAGUGUUUAGGCUGAGUUUGUCUAGCAAUCACACAUACAUGAUUAAAACAUUGAGAUUUGUCUUUUUCCACAACAGAAAACAACAUCACUAAAGAGAUUGUUAGUGACACAUAGUUGUUCCACACAGCAAUUUGGGGACAUUUCUCAGUCAAAGGAUAAUACAUGUAACGUCCUUAAUUAGAGAGUUCUGCCAUACUCUCUGUACUGUGUUCACUGAAAAAGCCACUGGAAAUGUAAGCUAUGUGUGAAGGUUAGGCAUUUAACCUUGCUGAUGCAAAAUAAAAGAAAGACGUGAAAUCUCUGGUGCCAAUCAUCUACAAAAUCUCACCUCAUCAAUAUUAAACUAUACGACUUCAAA